AUGGCCGUUUGGUUAUCUCUUGACUUGCAAGAACGGACGGAGCCAUUACGACUGGUGAUCGGUGGCGACCCAAACUUGGUGAUCCGCCAAAUUAGAGGUGAAAUCGACUGCAAGGCGCCUGGACAGACAUUACUCAGACAGAAUGCGUUAGACAGACUGCGGAUCCGGCCGGUUCAUGAGUUGGUACAUGUGAAGCGGUAUUGGAACGGAAGUGCAGAUAGUCGGGCUAGUGCUGCACUGCAAUCACAAUGUAGACUUAAGAUCGAAACCGAUAGCGACAUCCAGGAUCUGAUCACGUUGAACCGACUGGACGAGAUAUUGGUGGUGGAAUCCCACGAUCCGGCAGUGCAGAUCUCAGCCGUUACAACUAGAUCAAAGGCCAGAUCCGGCGUGAGAUUGGGAUCCAACUCCCCGGUAGUGUGCGAGGAAGUGAUCAGAGAGCUAAGGAUCGAGCGGAUCCGACAGACACAGGACGAAGAGGCUUGGAUCCACAAUUUGAAAAAGUAUCUGGUUGGUGAGAUACGCAAUCUGACGCAGGAAGAGGUCAGAUCUUGCGGAUUCAUCGCAAUGAAAUAUGAAGUGGAUGAGCAUGAUCUCCUUUUCUAUUGCCCCACUACGAAGGAAUCAGCUGCAGAUCGGGACAAAUUGAUGUGCCUGGUGUUACCUGAAACGCUGCAUCAAGAUGUUCUACAUCAUUAUAAUAUCAGCCUCCAAGGUGGACAUCAGGGGAUCGGCCGUACUUACGAUCGAAUCCGGGAUCAUUUCCACUGGAGAGGAUUGUACCGGAGUAUGCAAAGAUAUGUCGGGGAGUGUGUGGAUUGCGAGAUUGGAAAAGGGCGACCCAGGAUCCAGGGUGAAUCGCCGGGUAUUCUUCAAGCAACUUAUCCAUUCCAGAUCAUCGCUAUGGAUCAUAUCCCCUCAUUGCCCAGAUCAUAUAAAGGUAACACUGAGUUGUUGGUCUUCGAGAAUUUCUUCUCUGGUUAUGUGAUCGCAAACGCGAGCGGCUCAGGCUGUGGCAGAAUCCUACUAGGAAUCGAGGUGAUCCGCCAUGAUCGUGAACCUGGGUUUAUGUCCGAUUUCUUUCGCGUGUUUAACAACAUCUUGGAUCAGCGUCAACGUGCAACAAUGGCAUAUAGACCUCAGGCGAACGGAUCUGCGGAAAGGAUGGUGCAGACCACCACAAGGCCACUUUAG
Phytophthora megakarya is the source of this 1194-nucleotide messenger RNA. NCBI's taxonomy places the organism in Eukaryota, Oomycota, Peronosporomycetes, Peronosporales, Peronosporaceae. The record is from the annotation of a GenBank genome assembly.